Geodia barretti is the source of this 717-nucleotide messenger RNA. NCBI's taxonomy places the organism in Eukaryota, Metazoa, Porifera, Demospongiae, Tetractinellida, Geodiidae. The record is from the annotation of a GenBank genome assembly.
AUGCUGUUCGCCCGGGAAGGCGCUAAGGUCCUGCUGGUUGACCGCUCCCUGCGGCAGGCUGAGGAGACUCUGUCGGCCAUCCGGGAGGAGGGCGGGGAGGCGUCGGUCUUCGAGGCUGACGUUACCAGCACCGAGAAUUGCAAAGCAAUGGUCGGGGCUGCCGUCGAACGUUAUGGCGGACUGCACGUGCUGUUCAACAACGUCGGAAUCCUGGGCCGGGGAACCGUGGUAGACGUCGAUGAGGACCACUGGGACCAGGUCCUGAACGUCAACCUGAAGUCAAUGGUUCUGACCAGCAAACAUGCCAUUCCACAGAUGGUCGAGGGCGGUGGUGGUUCGAUUAUCAACGUUUCGUCGAUUGCCGGCAUCAGGGCAGGCAGCGGCGGGGCGGCGGUGCCUUACGCCGCUUCCAAGUCCGGCAUCAUAGGCCUUACCGCCACCAUGGCAGUAACCCACGGGCGCGACAAUAUACGGGUCAACUGUAUUGCGCCCGGGCACAUAUACACUCCCAUGGUGGCUGGCGCCAUGGCCGACGAAUUUCGUGACCUGCGCCGCCGGGCCGGACCUUUGGGGACGGAAGGCGAUGCCUGGGACAUCGCCUGGGCUGCUGUCUUUCUCGCCAGCAACGAGUCCCGGUGGGUCUCCGGCAUCGUCAUGCCCGUCGACGCUGGACUGCUGGCAACCACGCCGCUCGCGAUGCUGGACCACCUGCGGUAG